AAUCACUAUGUUUAACGCUUUCAAACUUAACGCACAUACUCGGUUAAACGGAAGUACGUUAAAUAAAUAAAUAAAAAACCAAACAAAGUAAUAAAUUGCAACACCAAGAGAAAAUAGUGUAAAGUAAUAAAAAAGUUAUUUAAAUAAAAAAUAUUAAUAACUUUGAAAAUAAAACAAAGUGCCAAAUUUAUUAAAAAAUAAUAUUAUUUUUCAAAAAAGGAAAAUUCUUAAGAAUGCAACAAGAAAUAUAAAAAUAAUAUAAAAGAAAUAAUUAAAUAUAAGUGUUAAAAAUACAAACAUAUAAAAAAACAUUGUGAUAUUGUUAACAUCAACAUUGUCCUGUAAAUUGUCUCUUCCUGUAGCAGUUGUAAACAUUUUUUGUACUUGUCUACAUUUUAAAUUCAUUUGAUUUAGAAUCCCUGCAAUAAAACUCAACUAACUAAAUCCAUUGCUAUGGCACCUACAAUAUGCUCAGGGAAAAAACGUCAAACACGUACCAUUGCCACCACAAAUAUAAGACGAAGUGGACAAGGUUCACAUCAACUAAAUCAGGCACUAUCGAAUAUUGUAAAUUAUGUUUCUAAAGGCUCCAGAGUAUCUGCUUCCUUGAGAAUACAAAGCCACAAUGAAUUGGAGAGAAACAACAAUACCACCGGUAACUAUCGCAACACAAAUAAUGCGGCCAAUUCAAACUACAACCACUCAAUGCAAACAAGUGCCACAUCAUCAGCAGCAUCAAAUCAUCGUCAUCAACAGUUUUCUUUUAUAUCGGACAAUGCUGUAACGUCUUCAACACAUUCGGAUACAGAAAAUUCAUUUGAUUUAAGAUUGGCCAAUGAGCCAUUUACAAACGAUUCAAUGGCAACAUAUGGCAGCAAUACAACAAACCCAACCACCUCCACAUCACAGUCAUCGUCAUCAUUAUCAGAAUCAAACACAUCUUCAACAUCAUUAUCAUCACCAUCACAAAGAGAAACAGCGUCAUCGUCCAUAUCAGCAUUGUGCGGAGAAGAAAGAAGAUUUCAAAGGUAUUCGUCAGUAAUGCAGGCCAACAAUAACAACAAUAUUAUGGUCGAACAAGGAGACUGUAAUAGCGAUAAUGACGUAACGGAUUUAUACGAAGAUGACAACGACAAAGUAAGAACUUCGAAUAAGAAAACAAAUCAAAUACAUUCCAAAAAUCUAAGGAAACACUACUAUACAUGCAAUGAGUCUGAUUCGGAGGAAGAAUACGACGAGUUGGAAGAUGCAAGAGAGCUAGACAACAGUGAGAUGAGUGGUAAUGAAGGUAGUUAUACUGAUAUGGAUACCGAUGAAGGAGACUCCAUGACUAGUUUGGAUACUGAGAAAAGUGCAAAACUUAAAAGAGGCAAUCAUCCCCUACUGAGAGAUAAACUAUUAGCCAAACAAGAGACCACAAACAACAACAACAGCAGUAAUACAGAUGGUUUACUUUCCAUAGCCAUCAAAACAAUAAAAUUGGUUAAACGUAAUCAAUUAUUGCAAAAACGACUUACGCAAUUGCAACUGGAAACCUCUGAAUUUAUACAGUCUGUGUUGGCCAAUCCAGAAAAUCGUCAUUUCCGUGAGAACAUUAAGCAGAAAGUACAGAAAGUGGACAAUGUUUAAAGAAAAAACAUUUGGAAAAAAAAAACAAAAAUAACAGCAGCAACAUUGGCCAGGAAUUAAACCAGCCCAAGCAACAUUUUGCAACAACAAAGUUUAACAACACAAAUCAAAACUAAGAAGCUAAACAUUGUGGUGGAGAAAGCACAAGAUUUUUUUUCAAAUUAUGUUUAAAUAUAAUAAAAAAGCUUUUUUUGUUAGAAAAAGCUUUUUUAAUAAUUAAUACUAAAAACACACUUUUACACUAACGUGUCAGUUAGUUAAACAACUGAAAAACACCAUUUGUAAAGCCUACUUGUAGGCUGUUUGGAAAAAUAAAUUAAAUCCACACCAAAUAUUUAGAAGAAAAAAACUGCUAACUACCAUUGUGAUAAACAAAAUCAUUUUGAAAAUAUUUAAAUUUAAACAUCAUUCAUAAUUAAACUGCUUAAAUUAAAUUCCCUUUUCAAUAUCAAAAAAUGUUUUCUAGUCAACCAUUCAAGUAUUUAUUGUAAAAUGAGAAAAAAAACAAGAUUAACGAAAUAAACAAAAAAAGUAUAAAAGUGUUUGUGGCAGUCAUAUACAUCCAAAAAUAUUUGUUGUUUUCUAUUAAAAUGAUCUCAUAAUUACCAUAUAAUUUUUGGCAACCAAAAAUUUAAGAAGUUUUUCAUCAAUAACUAAAAUUUUUGAAAUUUUGCUUUAAUGGCAAAUAAAAGUUUAACUGAUAGUUGUUUUAUAAUAUAAAUUCAACAAUUUUAAAGGUUUCGUUAGUCUUAAGUGUUCAUUACAAAUAACAAAUAAUUCACUUUAAUGGAUAUCCUUUUUGCUUUUCUCUCGGUGUUCAUCAAACAUCUUCUCUUUAAAUAAUAUUUGUUUUCAUUAUUUGGCUUUAUUUUUUUUACAAGAUUUCAUUUUAGAACUUGUAUAUAAAGAUUGAAAAGAAACAAAAUAUGUUAAACAAAUGAACUGAUUUCGUAGAAAUUUAAAAGUAAUAAUUUUGCUUAUUAAAUGUAAUAAUAUUUAAUUUAUUCUUAAAGAACUAACUAAUUAGAAAAAAGCAGGCCUUAAUUAUAUAAAUUACUUGGCCCAUUUUUGCAUUAAUACAUAGUAUACUAAAAAUCAACAUUAAGAUUAUAAUUUUUGUUGCUUUUCUUAUGAAUCAUAAUUUAGCGAUUAAAAUUAAACAUGAUAAAAAUAACUUAAAAGCAAUUUGUACACAUACUCCUGCUAACUAUGAGUACUCUCCUUUGACACCCUAUUUUUUCUUUAAGAAUUAUUAGAAAAUAUAAAUGUGUGUUUAGUUUUAGUAAUUUAUAUAUGAAAAGAUAUUUAAAUGUCUGAUAAAAAUUAGUUUUUAUUUUUCUAAAUUAAGCUUUAUACGUAAUUAAUUUAUAAACAUUGGAUUUUAAGCAAAAAAAAUAUUGGCUUUUUCAUAGUGGAUGUUAACAUGUAUUUAAUAUUAUUAUCAAUAAAAAAAAUAAUCCUAUUUAUUUUAUAUAUUAAAUUUAACUUUAAUACAUUAUACAUAUAAAAAAACUAUUUGAAAAAAUAUUUUUUAAUUUUAGUCUUUAACAUUUAACAUUAUAAUAUCAUAAAAAAUAUGGUAAACUACUUUAUAUAAAACUAAUAAGCUAUAGCUAUUUACCUUUAGUUAUGUUGGGUGAAUUUAAUCAAAAAUCUUUUUUAUCAUAAUUAUUAAUUGCUAAUUUAAAUAAUUUUAUAAAAUCCUAUUUAAAAGUGAAAUUUUCUUUAAAAGAAACUAAAAAUUGCAAAUUUAAAUUGGUAAUUUACAUGCAUUAACUAUAAAACCUAAAACUUCAACUUCCAUUAUUAAGAAUUCACUUUAUUUUAUGUUAAAAUUUAUAAUUGAGUAUUAAGUACAAUUGAUUUAUUUCAUUUAUUUUAUAUAUAUAAAACAAAUAAAAUUAUUCAAUUAAAAUACUAUUGUAUACACAACAUGCGCAUUCAUAACAACAUAACUAUUCUAUAAUAU
Molecule: messenger RNA, 3598 nt
Organism: Lucilia cuprina (Australian sheep blowfly)
Lineage: Eukaryota; Metazoa; Arthropoda; Insecta; Diptera; Calliphoridae
Gene: Cipc
Exons: 3
Coding region: 454-1629 (391 amino acids)
Source: RefSeq, a predicted model, not a curated record